Aspergillus japonicus CBS 114.51 is the source of this 1210-nucleotide messenger RNA. Its product is annotated as Rab family GTPase YPT1. Gene Ontology annotation, molecular function: GTP binding; GTPase activity. The coding region runs from base 430 to 1035 and encodes 201 amino acids. The transcript is spliced from 5 exons. The record is from RefSeq and is a predicted model, not a curated record. Lineage: Eukaryota; Fungi; Ascomycota; Eurotiomycetes; Eurotiales; Aspergillaceae.
CGCUUACUUAUAUUUAACUACCUAACUACAAGUAACAGUGAGUUAUUGUCCCAAUUGUUGGACUAACUAGUAAGACUUUCUGUACCAGGACACUAAUCCAGAUUGGUCCAUGGGCUUUGAGGUAGGUGGGUGGGUCUGGAGUGUGAAACGGUCACCAGCAGCCCACGGCUGGAACCUGCACGUUGGGCUCCCCUGCUCUCCUGCAGUCGUCAGCAACGCAACAACCGCCAGUUCCAAGAGACCGCCUGGUCACCCUCAGCUUAAUAGACAGACACUCCGAGCAUCAUUUACAAUCACAGCUUGCUGCCACUCCUACCUGCACCUUCUCAUUCAAACGUGUCCAGAUAGCUUUGAAUCAGUCCUCGAUAUCCUUUUUCUUUGUUCUAAGCACCUGCAAAUCUCGACACAUACCUCCACACCAUUUCCACCAUGAACCCUGAAUACGAUUACCUCUUCAAGCUUCUCCUUAUUGGAGAUUCUGGUGUUGGAAAGUCCUGCUUGCUUCUUCGAUUUGCCGAUGAUACCUACACGGAAAGCUACAUCUCCACCAUCGGUGUCGAUUUUAAAAUUCGCACUAUUGAACUCGACGGGAAGACGGUGAAACUCCAGAUUUGGGAUACUGCGGGCCAGGAGCGUUUCAGGACUAUCACGUCGUCGUAUUACCGUGGUGCCCAUGGCAUCUGCGUUGUCUACGACGUGACUGAUAUGGACUCAUUCAACAACGUUAAGCAGUGGCUCCAAGAAAUUGACCGUUAUGCCACCGAGGGUGUCAAUAAAUUGCUUGUGGGCAACAAGAGCGAUAUGGAAGACAAGAAGGUAGUGGAGUACACAGUGGCCAAGGAAUUUGCGGACAGCCUCGGAAUACCGUUCCUGGAGACCUCGGCCAAGAAUGCCUCGAAUGUCGAGCAAGCUUUCUUGACAAUGGCUAGACAGAUCAAGGAACGUAUGGGAACUGCCACCGUCAACAACAAGCCCACUGUGCAAGUUGGCCAGGGCCAGGGAGUUCAGUCUGGCUCUUCUGGCGGCUGCUGUUAGGCGUCUGUGCUUGUAAUUCCAGGUGCUGUCCUUCCAACGUGUAACGGCACAAGGGGGGUUAUGGGAUCCAAGAAGAUGAGCUAGGGGGAAGAUGUACCGGCUGCGCCUCAUCACUGGCUGUCUUCCCAAUGCUAGGGUGGAUGCAGAUCCUUCAUGCUGGGAAUGACCAUAGGAA